AUGGCGGAGCUCAAGGAAGCAGACGCCGAACAACUACACCAGGAGGACGUCGAUAUAAAAGGUGGUGGAGUCUCAGACACACUGGUCCCAGAAGAGAGACAGCCUGCUGAGGAUGAUGCAUCUUCAGCCAGUAGUACUGUGGGGAAGACUGAGGCACUGGCAGGGGACAAUGAUGCCAAACCAUCAACCACAACCAGUGAUAGACACAUCUCUAUCCAGACCAAACUAGAGGGCCUGGAGGUGCUGACCGACCUAAACGGAGCUGGGAGGAAGGCAUGUCCACUAUGCCCUGAGGAGAAGUUUAAGGCCUGCUACAGCCACAAGCUACGACGCCACCUCCAGAACCUCCACUGGAAGGUCUAUGUGGAGUUUGAAGGUCAGAAGAUGUGCAUCUGUCACCUGCCCUGCAGACAGCUGAGGCCCAGCCCCAGCCCCAAUGGAGACCAGGCUCCAGGCAGGCUGGUGGCACAUUACCACUGUGUCGUGUGUUCAGUCACCAUCGCCCGCAAGACGGACAUGAUCAGUCACCUGAAACGCCACGUCAACAAAGGAGAGACUGAGGCCAGCUACUCAGGCAGCUCUGAUGUGCCCUUUGAGGAACCAGCUCCGUCUGGACAGGCCUAUGAGAUAAUGAAAGAGCUGGGGACCAAUGUUCAGCUCAUGCCCAACCAUACGACCCCACAGAAGACUGACACCUACUUCAACCGCAAGAUGAAGACCAACAGGCAGCUAGUUUUCUGUUCCCUGGCGGUCCUGGCUGAGGAGAGGAACCCGUUGGAGAGUCUGGAUGCGUUUGGAGCCACAGGCAUUAUGGGACUCCAGUGGGCCAAGCACCUGCGGAACGCCGUCAAGGUGACCAUAACCGACAUCAAUGAAGUGUGUGUCAAGAUGAUCCGCGAGAACUGCAACCUCAACCACAUCCGGGUGGAGGGGUCGCGGGGGUCAUCCCGGGUCCCUGACGGGGGGGCGGGGGAUGUGGACGGGGUGCCCAUCGCUACCGUGGAGGUCGCCAAGAUGGAUGCCAACGUUAUCAUGCACCUGAGGUCUUUUGACUACAUACACCUGGACCCGUUUGGCACGGCUGUCAAUUAUCUGGACUCUGCUUUCCGGAACAUCCGGAACCUGGGCAUCAUCUCUGUGACGUCCACGGACACGGGCUCCCUCUACUCUAAGUCCCUGAACGUCACGAUGCGCCACUAUGGCUCGAAUAUAGUCCGCACAGAGUACUACAAGGAGCUGGCUUCACGCAUGGUGCUGGCCACUGUAGCCAGGGCGGCGGCACGCUGUAAUAAGGGCAUAGAAGUGUUGCUGGCGGUGGCUGUGGAACACUUUGUCCUGGUGGUCGUCAGAGUCCUCAGGGGUCCCACCCAGGCCGACGAGUCAGCCAAGAGGAUCAGACAGCUCAUCCACUGCCAGUGGUGUGAGGAGAGGGUGUUCCUCAAACAGGGGAGCAUGGUGGAGGAAAACCUGUACAGACAACUGCCCUGCAACUGUCAUGGAAGCAUGCCUGGCAAGACAGCGGUGGAGCUGGGACCGCUAUGGUCUGGUCCUCUGUUUAACUCCGGGUUCCUGAGGAGGAUGUUGUUUGCAGCGGUGCAGCACAGUAUGGAGGAUAUUCAGCCUCUGGUCAAGACUCUGAUCUGUGAGUCCGAGUGCACAACUCUCAAGUCCUCUGUUCACGGGCCCACUGCACUCAUCAACCAAGUGGAAUGUGGUGUCGUCAUCAAGGUACAGAAGGUGGAGGAGUCAGGCACCGCUGACCACUCAGGGAAGAGAAAGACAGGAGAUGAGCCAGGUAACGUGGUGAAGAAGCUGAAAUCAGACGGGUGUCUGGAGCACCCAGCCUUCUACUACGGUAUUCACCGCCACAGCAUCAGAGGCAUGAACAUGCCCAAGUUGAAUAGAUUCCUGCAGUACUUGACGGAGGCGGGCUUCAGAGUGAGCCGCACCCACUUUGACCCAACAGGGGUGCGGACCGACGCCACGCUGGACCAGUUCAAGUCGGUGCUCACCAAAUACAGCGUGCCCACCUACACCAACACCACGGCAACCCAAAACCCAGAGGAGACGGUACGGGCUAUGGAGUGACACACCCUGGGGAGAAUCCAGGCCUCAUCACCUCUUCUCUCCCUCUGAGGUGACAUAUGUCUCAAAUGCCACCCUAUUCCCUAUAUAGUACACUACCUUAGACCAGGGCCCAUAACCCUAUUCCCUAUAUAGUGCACUACUUUAGACCAGGGCCCAUAACCCUAUUCCCUAUAUAGUGCACUACUUUUGACCAGGGCCCAUAGUAGUACACUAUAGGUAAUAGGGUGGCAUUUUCUCUCUGUGCAGGGACACUGGUUUGAAAGAGUGGCUCACUCUGCACUGAUUUGUAUUUUCCUCUUGGUUUCAUUCAUCACUGGUACUUUGUAAAUGUUCUCUUAGAAGUCACAAUGCUUCUAGAUUAAUAGAGUUCUGCUUUUCCAAUAGAGCUGAAAUAAUGGUUAAAUGCAGACAGAUAAUAGCCUCUAUUCUGCUCAUUGACUCAUAUUUAUUAUUUUUGUGAAUAAUUCCUUUACAAUUUUAUUUUCUGAGUUCAUCUUAAAGUUCAUGAUGGCCGUUUUCAUCUUUUAAUCGUUUUUUUUUAUGUACAUUUUUACUCUGGGUAAAGGGUAAUAAAAUAUUGUUGCAAAGCCUGAA
Molecule: messenger RNA, 2682 nt
Organism: Oncorhynchus masou masou (cherry salmon)
Lineage: Eukaryota; Metazoa; Chordata; Actinopteri; Salmoniformes; Salmonidae
Gene: trmt1l
Product: tRNA methyltransferase 1-like
Exons: 15
Coding region: 1-2088 (695 amino acids)
Biological process (GO): tRNA N2-guanine methylation
Cellular component (GO): nucleus
Molecular function (GO): tRNA (guanine(10)-N2)-methyltransferase activity; RNA binding
Source: RefSeq, a predicted model, not a curated record